AUGUCUGAUAAGCCUGACCUGACGGAAAUUGCAAGGUUUGAUAAGACCAAGCUGAAGAAGACGGAGACAAAAGAAAAGAAUCCUUUACCCACCAAAGAAACUAUUGAGCAAGAGAGGAAAGGAGAUGCCUCUCCCUGA
This is a messenger RNA of Chanos chanos (milkfish), 138 nucleotides long. It is a transcript of the gene tmsb2, whose product is annotated as thymosin beta 2. Gene Ontology annotation, biological process: actin filament organization; regulation of cell migration. The transcript is spliced from 2 exons. Gene Ontology annotation, cellular component: cytoplasm. NCBI's taxonomy places the organism in Eukaryota, Metazoa, Chordata, Actinopteri, Gonorynchiformes, Chanidae. Bases 1 to 138 code for a protein of 45 amino acids. Gene Ontology annotation, molecular function: actin monomer binding. The record is from RefSeq and is a predicted model, not a curated record.